This is a messenger RNA of Caenorhabditis elegans, 1541 nucleotides long. RefSeq names its product Peptidase M20 dimerization domain-containing protein (gene pes-9). NCBI's taxonomy places the organism in Eukaryota, Metazoa, Nematoda, Chromadorea, Rhabditida, Rhabditidae. The transcript is spliced from 3 exons. Gene Ontology annotation, molecular function: metallodipeptidase activity; hydrolase activity. The record is from RefSeq and is marked reviewed. Bases 2 to 1423 code for a protein of 473 amino acids.
AAUGACGGUAGAUUUGACCAAUGUCUUUCAACAAAUCGACGGAGAUUACGAUAAUCUGAAGGAGCUUCUUCGUGAAGCAGUGGCAAUUCAAAGUGUGUCAGGAGAUCCAUCUAAACGAGAUGAAACAAUUCGAAUGGUUCAUUGGAUGAAAGAGAAACUGGAGACAAUUGGAACUAUCUGCGAGCUCGCUGACUUGGGAACGCAGGAGUUGGAGGGAAAAACUGUCAAACUGCCACCAGUUUUGUUGGGAACUCUGGGAAGUGAUAAGAACAAGAAGACCCUUCUGGUCUAUGGACAUUUGGAUGUCCAACCUGCCGCAAAAUCUGACGGCUGGGAUACUGAGCCAUUUGAGUUGGUUGAAAAAGAUGGAAAACUAUUUGGACGUGGAUCUUCUGACGACAAAGGACCAGUCCUCUGCUGGUUCCACGCAAUCCGUGCUGCUCAGAAGAACGGAAUCGAUCUCCCAGUCAACAUCAAAUUCUGCCUCGAAGGAAUGGAAGAAUCUGGAUCCGUGGGUCUUCCUGAACUCUUGGAACGAGAAAAGGACCGUUUCUUGGCCGGCGUCGAUUUUGUUUGCAUUUCGGACAGUUAUUGGCUUGGAACCAAGAAGCCGUGUCUCACUUAUGGACUCCGAGGAAUUUGUUCAUUCUUUGUGGAAGUCACUGGAAUCAAGCAAGAUCUUCAUUCUGGAGUGUUCGGAGGAGUCAUUCAUGAGCCUCUACAAGAUCUGAUGUGGGUGAUGUCGCAGUUGACAACUGUUGAUAAUCGAAUUAAGAUUCCAGGACUCUACGAACAAGUUGCUCCAUUAUCGGCUGCUGAAGAAAAGACUUAUGAUGAUAUUGAGUUCGAUGUGGCUGAGUUCCGCGACAGUGUUGGAGCUUCAAAGCUUCCAACUGAAGACAAGAAGACACUUCUUCUCCGUAGAUGGCGCGAGCCGUCACUUGCAUUCCAUGGAAUUGAGGGAGCAUUCUAUGGACCUGGAGAGAAGACAGUAAUCCCUUCAAAAGUGAUCGGAAAGUUCUCGAUCCGUAUUGUGCCUGACAUGGAUCCAGAGCAAGUUAAUCGUCUUACUGUAGAGUAUCUCAACAAAGUAUGGGCAGAACGUGGAUCACCGAAUGUUUUCAAGCCACGUCCAGGGCACAGUGCUAAGCCGUGGGUUGUUGACGUCAACGAUUCCAACUUCCUCGCCGGAGCUCGGGCCAUGAAGCGUGUCCAUGGUGUUGAACCGGAUAGAAUUCGCGAAGGAUGCUCCAUUCCAAUCACUUUGACAUUCCAAGAGCUCACCGGAAAAAGCGUACUUCUUCUGCCAAUCGGAGCAGCUGACGAUAUGGCUCACUCACAAAAUGAGAAGAACAACAUAUGGAAUUAUGUGGAGGGAGUGAAGACUUUGCUAGCUUAUAUCAUGGAGUUGGGCAGUGCAUAAAUUUAUUCGUGUAUUUAUUUAUUUCCUGUUAAAUGUUAAUUGCUUUCCGGUCAAUUUGUAGUUCAUGUGGUUUUUAUUGGAAAUUGUAAUACUUAUGGGAUUAAAGACAUUUUAAUUU